CAUUUUGUGAGAAGUGCUGAGAAAAUGGCAGGAACCUUCUUGGCGAUUAGUGCCGCAAAAACAUUGCGUGCACCCAGCAAUGCCCGUCUUAUGGGUAGUUACGCCAAAACUUUGAUCGGAUCCAGAGAAAUUGUCGGUUACGGUUUCAACGGUGAACCCACUUAUGUAGACCGCCCUGAUUUUCCCUUACCAGCCAUCCGAUGGAAGGAACCUAAUUCCGACAUCGCCAGCCUGCGCCAAAAGGAAAAAGGUGAUUGGAAACAAUUGUCGAUUGAAGAGAAGAAAGCACUCUACAGGGCUUCUUUCUGCCAAACUUUCGCAGAAUUCAAAGCACCCACUGGUGAAUGGAAAUCAACCAUUGGUCUUGGUCUUGCUUUAACAUCAAUGGCUCUUUGGUUGUACUUUGGUUUGAAAAUUUUCGUUUAUUCUCCAUUGCCAGACAGUUUCAAGCCAGAAAACAGAGAAGCACAAUUGAGGCGUAUGAUUGAUUUGCAAGUCAAUCCAGUACAAGGUCUUUCAUCUAAAUGGGAUUAUGAAAAGGAUGACUGGAAGAAGUAAAUUCUUAGUAAAUAUUUCAAAAUAUAAGAACGAGAUCAAUGAUGAAUGUUCACUAAGGACAGCGGUAAAUGUUCGUCCAUUUGUCUCGUAGUAAUAGUAAAUUUUUGCAACACUAUUGUAAUAAAAACGCCCGUGAUGUAACAUGUUUUAUUUUGAUUCCUUUUUUUUAUAAUUGUAAUUAAACACCUAAGGAGCUGUGCUGGAGUUUGUAAAAUAUGUUGCGAUGAGUAUUAAUAAAACGUUUAAGUUU
This is a messenger RNA of Aethina tumida (small hive beetle), 808 nucleotides long. RefSeq names its product cytochrome c oxidase subunit 4 isoform 1, mitochondrial-like (gene Cox4). The coding region runs from base 25 to 558 and encodes 177 amino acids. Gene Ontology annotation, biological process: mitochondrial electron transport, cytochrome c to oxygen. The record is from RefSeq and is a predicted model, not a curated record. The transcript is spliced from 4 exons. NCBI's taxonomy places the organism in Eukaryota, Metazoa, Arthropoda, Insecta, Coleoptera, Nitidulidae.